AUGGCCGACCCGACGCUGAGCUCGCCCCACCACCACCCCCUGCGCGAAGGCGCGUGCGCAGGGCUCGAAUCGCGCUCAAACCCUCAAGCCCCACGUUUCGAUCCGCGACUACCUCGGCACCCAGACGGCCGUAUGUACCCAUUGCAAGGCUCGACACUCGGAGUGCGAAAGGACAAAGUCUACCGGACACUUCAGCACGUGCUGCUCGCAGGGCAAGGUGCAGCUGCCUCCCUCUCUCCGGCCUGAUCCGGACUUUCAACAGCUACUUGAAGGCUCGGAUAGCGGUCAGUCUCUCCGUCCAACGACAUUCGUCUGUAGUAGACCCACGUGCUGAACUGUGCGACCCACCUACACAGAACCUAAGGCAUUCCGACGUUCCGCGAGAAUGCCCGGUCGUACUACAACGCACUGUCCUUCACUUCGCUCGCUGCUCACUUCGACCAGACACGACUGGGCACUCUAGGACCCCCCGAGUUUCGCGUGUUUGGUCGCCUCUAUCAUCGAUUCGGCGCUCUGCUCCCUGCCGUAAAUCAACGCCCAGCCUUUGCUCAGACAUGGCUCAUCGAGCCGACCGAGGCCACCGACACUCGACUUGGGACCCGACGGCGCAGACAGUCGCAUACAAAGUUCUACGUUGACCAAGCUCGAAUCCAUGUUGCAUACCGGCAAUCGCUUUGUGAGGGGGUUCGCAUCGGCCAAAGCUCGCGCAGGUUGGAAUACGGCCAAAAGAGUGGAUCCUGCGCCUCUGCCUACCACCAGGCCGAGACCGACGCACCCACAACCUUCCUACGUCAAGCACGGAAAUGGCGAUGCUUAUCUGCGAUUCCGACACCAACACGGGAGAUCGUGGACCGCAAGAUCGUAUUCCUCAGGUGCACGGUGAUCGAUGUUCCGAUGGUCGGCACAAGUACCAAAUAUUCAGCUCGCUCCAUCCGUCCGCGAUGCCUCUCCGUUACCCACUACUAUUUCCUGCAGGGGAAGAUGGCUUCCACCCCAACAUUCCUCUUUGCGGGUUCAACCAAGCUGGGCCGCCAAUCGCCAGAAACCGAGAGCAGAUCGACAAUGGUGUCCAAUUGGGCGAGGUACUUGCCGGUCUUCGUCCGGAUGAAGAAGACGAAGAGGAGGACGAUGAGGAUGAAGACGGCGAAGAAGGGGACGAAGAGAAUGGUGAUGGUGAACGUAAGCGUCUUCGGCUCUUUCUCACGUGUUCCUUUCUGUUAAGAUGCAAGCACAGACUGACGUAGAACGUUUAAACAUCUAGGACGAAGGUAAAGGAGAAGGGGUCGAGGUGGAUCAACUCGAGUCUCGCGUUCUCAAUUCUUCGCUUAUUACUUGCACGACCCGCGAUGACUACUUUUUAAUCCCGCAUUGCACCGAGCGUGUCUCAAGUCGAGACCGAUCGACUCGACUACAUCUGGUUGCAUCAAGAAAGCCUCCGCUUCACCACGGCCCAAGGCAUCACGGACGCUGUUGCCGACGGCUUGACCCCGUUUCAAAUUGGACGUUCGGUGAUUUUGGGCUCGACGUUCAAGAAUAGCCCGCGGGAGUUCACGCAGGGUUACCAAGAUGCGAUGGCCUGCGUCGUCAAAUAUGGAAAGCCUUCGCUGUUCAUCACGGUGACGUGCAACCCCGAAUGGCCGAAAAUCAAGGCUGCACUGGGCCCGAACGACCAAGCAUGCAACCGUCCGGAUCUCAUUGCACGAGUGCUCAAAGCCAAGUCCGGCAACAAGCAACGGGCAGGCUGUUUCGGUGAUGAAUGGAGAAUCAUGUCUUUGCUGUACUCCGUAUUGUUUUUUAAUCUCUGCUCAAAUCAUACAUUGUUCGAUUCUCCUGCUAGUUGA
Microbotryum saponariae is the source of this 1841-nucleotide messenger RNA. The record is from the annotation of a GenBank genome assembly. NCBI's taxonomy places the organism in Eukaryota, Fungi, Basidiomycota, Microbotryomycetes, Microbotryales, Microbotryaceae.